AUGAUUGAAGACGUGAACUCUAAAGAGAAAGUCUCCAUUGAUGCUGAAACAACUACAACUAUUGAAUCAAAUACUAGGGAUGAUAAUUCAAAUGUUUUCAAAAGAUUCUUGAAUAAGAUUUCUUUACAAGAUGAUGACUUGACUUUAAGCGAAAGUUUUUUAAUCAAUAAAGAUUUACAACCAGUUUUCGAUAAAACUGAGAGACCUUGGAGAUGGUAUAAUUUUGUAUUUUUAUGGGUUGCUGAAUCUUUCAAUAUCAAUACAUGGCAAAUUAGUGCCACUGGUAUCAUUUCUGGGUUAUCGUGGUGGGAAACUUGGAUCUCUGUUUGGAUCGGUUAUUCUAUCGUUGGUGGGUUUAUUUUCAUCUCCCAAAGGGUUGGUUCCCAUUAUCAUAUCUCAUUCCCUGUCAGUUGCAGAACUUCAUUUGGGACUUUUGGCUCAAUAUGGCCUAUUGUUAACAGAGUUGUGAUGGCUUGUGUUUGGUACUCAGUUCAGGCUUACCUGGGGUCACAAGCUCUUUCUUUAUGUUUGAAAGCUAUAUUUGGUUCAGACUUGGAGACAAGAAUUCCAAACAAAAUUGCAAGUUCAGGUACAUCAUCAUUCAUGUUUUUAUGUUAUUUCCUUUUCAGUUUGAUUUCCUUACCAUUCAUCUAUUGCAAACCACAGAAGAUUCGUCAUUUGUUCACAGUCAAAGCUUAUACUUGUGCUACUGCAGGUGUUGGAUUUUUAGUAUGGACAAUUGUUAGAGCCGGUGGUAUUGGUCCAGUCAUUCAUAAAGAAACUUCAUUAUCAGGUUCUGCUCAUGCAUGGGCUUUUGUCAUCUCUACAAUGAAUUGUGUUGCAAAUUUCGCAACUUUAGUUAUUAAUUCACCAGAUUUCUCAAGAUUAGCAUAUUCACCACAAUCAUCAUCAAUUUCUCAAUUGGUUGCCAUUCCUGCUUCGUUCUCAAUCACUGCUCUUAUUGGUAUAUUGUCUUCAAGUGCUUCAACUACAAUGUUUGGUGAAACUUAUUGGUCUCCAUUAGAUCUAUUAGAUCGUUAUGUCCAAGCUGGUACUCCAGGUGACCGUGCUGGUGUGUUUUUCAUUGCAGCUGCUUUUGUUUUAGCACAAAUUGGUACGAAUAUUUCAGCAAAUUCCAUAUCAGCUGGUACUGAUGGUUCAGCUCUAUUGCCUCGUUUCAUCAAUAUUCGUCGUGGUGGAUUUGUUUGUGCAGCUAUUGCCUUCUGUAUUUGCCCAUGGAAUUUCUUCACAUCAUCUGCAAAUUUCACAACUUAUCUAAGUGCAUAUGCUGUUUUCUUAUCAUCUGUUGCUGGUGUUGUCGCUGCUGACUAUUGUGUUGUUAGACGUGGGUAUAUUAAUGUUUUCCAUUUAUAUUCAAACAACUCAGAAUAUCAUUACUCUUAUAAUAGAUUUGGUAUCAACUGGAGAGGAUUCGUUGCUUAUAUUUGUGGUAUAUUGCCAAAUGUCGUUGGGUUUGCAGGUGCCAUCGGUAGAAAAGUCCCAAUAGGUGCUACCUACGUCUACAACGUUUCAUUCUUCAGUGGUUAUAUUGUUGCAUUUGUUGUUUAUUGUGCAUUAUGCUGGGUUAGCCCAGUACCAGGUAUCCCAGAGAAGAAAUUCUUGACAAAGAGAGGUUGGUUUGAGCAAAACGUCAAUUAUGAUGUUGACAACUUUUUUGAAGAAAUGGGUAAACCUGAUGAUUUCAUAAGAACUGACACCAAGUUCUAA
This is a messenger RNA of Hansenula anomala, 1728 nucleotides long. RefSeq names its product nucleobase cation symporter-1 family protein. The transcript has a single exon. The coding region runs from base 1 to 1728 and encodes 575 amino acids. Lineage: Eukaryota; Fungi; Ascomycota; Saccharomycetes; Phaffomycetales; Wickerhamomycetaceae. Gene Ontology annotation, biological process: transmembrane transport; nucleobase transport. Gene Ontology annotation, cellular component: plasma membrane. The record is from RefSeq and is a predicted model, not a curated record. Gene Ontology annotation, molecular function: nucleobase transmembrane transporter activity.